This is a messenger RNA of Halteromyces radiatus, 647 nucleotides long. RefSeq lists its product as uncharacterized. The record is from RefSeq and is a predicted model, not a curated record. Lineage: Eukaryota; Fungi; Mucoromycota; Mucoromycetes; Mucorales; Cunninghamellaceae. The transcript has 3 exons. The coding region runs from base 102 to 404 and encodes 100 amino acids.
AUAAAACAAAAAAAGAUCUCUAUAUCUAAAACUAUAUAGUCUAAUAAUAAAAUAUGUUGAAUAUAGCCACUGAUCGUUAUCCUUGAUUUGCUUUACUCUAAAUGAAGACUUGGCCAAUGGCCUUUGAGUUUGCUAAUAGUAAUCGCGUUUUUGUUGGCAUUGUAAGUAUUAUGCUCCUAAUAAUGAUGAUGAUUGUGCUGAUUCUAUUAUUGGCCACGAUAAUGAUGUUGCUCUCUUCCCUUCAUCGAUGGCAUCUUGUUAUCAUUUUCAUUGGUGUCAUCCUCAUUGGGAUCUUCUUCAGUGACAUUGUCAUGAUUGGAGUUUUAACUGUUGGAGCCUUCAUCGCUGUUGUUAUCUGUUGUGGUGGUCACCAUUGGCAUCAUUUAUUUUGUCCCCUGGCUUGAUUGUUCUUGCUAGAAUCACCGUAUUUUACAGACUUAUCAUUUUUUUUUUUUAGAAUUGGUACCAUUGUCUUUGCGGAUCGUUUUGUUGUUGCGAUUUUCAUCUAGGAAUUGCACUUGACAAAUUUUGCGUUCAAGAGAAUGGAGCGUUUUUGUAGGCCAAACAACGAAAUCAAGGAGAGAUUUUCUCUUGAGUUACCUAGUGAGUGAAUAUCCAUAGCAGCAAGUCCCAAAAAAAAAAAAGAG